UCGGCAGCACCUUACGAUGGCCCUAGUUAUCGUUCUAGCGUGAUGGAAGGUGACAAACCAAUAUUAAGGAUGGCGGAAGAACCCCCAGAAGACCCUACUACAGUUUCAGAAAGUACUAUAAAACCAGCCAAAGCAAGAUCAUCAGCGGAUUCUUAUGAGAAAAUGUUAAAGGACAUGAGUCUUCUCAUCGACUGGCUGGUGGAAGACUUUGGAUAUGACGUGGUACCAGAAGUGCAUAGACGAACCGACACGAAGAAGAAGAUAGAGAAGAAAGCCUUGAGAACUUCUAAUACUAAUUUUCCUUUUUUAGAGAAACGCCUGAAGAAAGGAUCUGAGAAACAUAAACGGGUCCAUAGCCUACGGACAAAACCCGAAAAUGAUAAGAGAAUGUCACAAGAUCCAACUUGGAUGUCAGACCUCAAGGCGUUUAUCAAGGAUCUCGUCUCUCGUUUGGGCAAGAAGACUUAG
Messenger RNA from Trichoplusia ni (cabbage looper), 468 nucleotides. RefSeq lists its product as uncharacterized. The transcript is spliced from 7 exons. The record is from RefSeq and is a predicted model, not a curated record. NCBI's taxonomy places the organism in Eukaryota, Metazoa, Arthropoda, Insecta, Lepidoptera, Noctuidae. Bases 43 to 468 code for a protein of 141 amino acids.